GUGAGAGCAAUGCAUGUUAUUAAUCCCGUUGUCUGUCCAAAUAUAGCUCUUCGAUUCGUUAGCGGUUGCCGCCGAGCAGGGCGUUUAGUUGUGGCGGUCCCAUUCCCGUCGGCCAGUCAUUUCUCAGGUUGGUCUCUUGGUUGGCCCCCUGUGUUUCAGAACGCGACAAUCAAGAGACUUUGCAUGCCAUCACUUUAAGGAACGGCAGUCGCAAAGAUUGCCGUGAAAUUGUUUUCGUCUCCAUUCUCAAUCUCGACAGCGGACCGCAGUUCUUUUCCUCUUCACCUUCUUCAAUCUUAUAUGCUUCGGGGCCCCUACAAUGUUCAGUCCGGGGAACUGCACCAUCAUCCCAGACACCGUGCCGAGCGAUGCUGGCAUUGCCGGAGCAGGUGUUCUGCUUGCCUCGGCCAUUACAGCAAGUUUGGCGCUGGGCAUCUCAGCCAGCUUAGUCCUGCAGGAAUUAAUAUGGCGUUCGUCAUCCUCUAAUAUAAACCGAAACCAAUCCGUGAUUCGGCGGAAACUUCUCAGCGGGUAUUCCGACCAGCAGAUCAUGGUCGGUAUCGGCCUGCAAAGCAUAGGGUUGGCAAAGUCGAACUCGUUGGUGCCGUACCACUUCUUCCUUAUCUGGAUGCUAGCGUUGCUCUCGAUGGCGACGCAUAAUGCGGCCCUCCUGGCGCUAGUCCAAGACUUCAAGAGGGACUGGGUCCUGAGGUGGAUGCGACAACUCUUGAUGUUCGUGAACCUAGCCCUCUCAUGUGUGUAUGGCAUCUACGUGCUACAAAGCAAGGUCAAAGGGCUGCCGAACACCUUGCCCAUCGGUUGUAUAUGGGUACUCGACUCGACUACUUCCAACGUUGGGGGCAUUGACUACGUUGGGACCAUUGUCACCAUCGCUGGAAACUGCAUCGUAUUUGGUUUAGCGACAUGGUACUUGCAGAGCCGGAGGCAGAGGUUCUACAAAGUAGUCCAAGUUGUCGGCCUGAUUUUAAUGUCAGCCAUUGCGAUUGGAGCGACUAUCCGGGCCUACUUGUUAUCGCAAGCGUUCGGUAGCCCGGACGUGAAGCUCAGCGACCAAGGUGAAAAGCAGUGGAGCUUUGGCCAGCUAUUAUCGCUGCUCAUGCUCAUCCUACCUGUGAUCUCGGUGGUCGAGAUCAUGCGUGGAGAGAUAGCGGUCGCUCCACCGGUACAGGACGAAGACAAGCAGGCUUUAUUCGAUGGUGAACUUUCGGAUAACCCGCAUGGCGGAACGGGGGGAAGCAACAGGUCUUGACACAGAAGGUUACGGGGAGAUAUUUAAUGAAACAAAAGGCUUGGUCCUACAAUAAGUUGCCCGAUACCACUAGCGUACCCAGGAGGGGUAC
This is a messenger RNA of Chaetomium fimeti, 1361 nucleotides long. RefSeq lists its product as uncharacterized. The coding region runs from base 320 to 1270 and encodes 316 amino acids. The record is from RefSeq and is a predicted model, not a curated record. Lineage: Eukaryota; Fungi; Ascomycota; Sordariomycetes; Sordariales; Chaetomiaceae. The transcript has 3 exons.